UCUCCAUCUCACACCGGCGACGACUUACUUUUUUCUUUUCUAUUUUUAAACCUGUACACUGUACAACUGACUUCAAAGUUUCACCGAAAAGCAAUUUUGCGGAAACAAAACUCGGACAGAGAAUUCAGCGUUUCCAUGCGGAUUGUAUGUGCUUAUACGAUUGUACGGCGGUCAGUGACCAGGUGUGUGUGAUCCUCAGGCGGAAGACUCACUCGGUCCCUUCCAGCCAGGAGGAGGAGCUGCACCUCCGGCUCCAGCAUACGGGAAGGUAUUUGUCUGUAAGAGACUGAAAGCUGACCAAAAGUUUGUUGGCUUGGAUGCAGUUGAUGUCGAUCAAUUCUGGGAGAAAAAAACAACAAACCUGAAUUUCUUUGAGAGUUACAUCUGUGUCAAGAUUACACUUUUUGAUUACACAGACUAUAUAUAUUUCUACUCUUCUUACUACUAUCACUAUUACUACCAGUAUUAUUACUAUUACUACUACUACUUCAAGUAUUAUUACAAUUACUACUACAAUUAUUAUUAUAACCACUACCAAUAUUAGUAUCUGUUCUAUAAUUAUAUUUUUUUUAAUGCAUAGAAUGGGAGUCUACAGUAAGAGGGUACUUGUGGGUGUGUGGCCUUGCUGUCCUGCAUCAGAUUUCAGGUAGCUCCCAGCCAACACACCAUGCAACCCCGCAUAGCAUGUGUCUGUGCCAGGGGAAGUCUGCUGAGUAAAGCGCGCAGAGAGAGGGCAAAACAUCCAGAGAGACUUCCACACACACCCCUGACUCGUCCUAAAGCACACACACACUCUCGCAUACUCCCACUGACUGAGAAAUACUUCCAUACACGCUGACCCACAAAAUAGGGCAUGGGAAACUCCUCUCAGAAGGCAGGGGAGGAGGAAAAAGGAAAAGAAAAAGAAAAGGAAAAAGAGAGUGACCGUGAGGAGGACAUCGAGGAAGAGGAAAAAGCAAGAUUAAAAGAACAGGAAGGGCCACAGAAGCUGCCUGCGUGUUUUAAUGACUUGAUCUCAAGCAGUGAUCCCGUGCUGGAUCUGAGCCAUUUUAGUUUGCGAUACCUCCCGAAGCAAGUCGUGAGCCUGGAGCACUUGGAGAAACUGUACGUGUCUGCGAAUCGUUUCCGCAAUUUGCCUGACAGCAUUGCUCAGCUGCAAGGCCUGCGCACUCUUGCACUCGACUUAAACAAACUGGACGACGUCCCGCUGGGUGUGUGCCAGCUGACCAACCUCACCCACCUAUACCUUGGCAGCAAUCGACUCAUGAGCCUGCCACCAGAUUUCAGAAACCUGCAAAACCUACGUUGUCUCUGGAUGGAUGGUAACUACUUUCAGCACUUUCCCAAGGAGCUGUAUGAGCUUCCUAACCUGCGCUCACUGCAGAUGGGUGACAACAAACUGAAAAAGCUGCCUUCUGAUUUUUGCCGCAUGGAAGCUCUACGCACCAUCUGGCUCUAUGGCAACCGCUUCACCGAGUUCCCACGUGUUCUUCUGAAGAUGGAGCACUUGGAGAUUCUGGAUUUGGAUCGGAAUCGCAUCGCGGAGUUCCCUAGUCUUCUGCAGCUCCCAUCACUUCGACUUUUUUCCUAUGACCACAAUCCUGUGAAGUUUCCUCCACCUUUUGGAGAGGAUGUUUUGAUUGUUGGGGAAGGGGCUGCAGAUGCCUUGGAGGUAAGGCAGUUGAAAAAAGAAAGAAAGGAGCAAAAACAAAGAGAAGCUGAGGCGGCAGCCGCAGCUGCCGCCGCACCCGUAGAGACAAAGCCAACCAAACAAGGAAUACUAAAGAAACUCAGAAUGAGCAAGUCUUUUGCAGAAAGUGAUGUAGCAGCAUCAGUUGAAGGGGAUGUGACAUUACAGGGCAAAGAAGAAGAGGUGGAGUCUAAUAGACACACUGUGGUAUUUGAACAGGGGGAGCUUGAACAUGAGGGUGAGGGGUAUGAUGAUUAUGGAGAGUUAGAGUAUAAGCAAACUGAUGUACCCUACAAGUACAAAGGGUAGGUAGCCUGAGCAAGGAAGACGAGGGUAAUAAUUAAUAGAUUUCUCUCCUUUAGCCACAACUAGCAUCUUACAAUGCUAGAAUACUCUAGACUUUUUCAACAUAAUGUCCAUUUGCAAUAUUAGAAACCUAUGCAAAUUUCCCUGUACUGAGAUAUGAGUUGAGAACCAAUACUGGAAACUUGAGAGCUUUAAGAGCAGUUGCUAUUUUUUCUCAAUAAACCUUUAAAAUAUGCAAUUACUGCACUUUUAAUACCCUCUUAUCUCCGUAAACAAACACAGUAAACCAUUGUUCCAUUCGUGCUGGCGCUUCUACUUCAAAAUGUUUAUACUGAGAUAUUAUAAACAUCGCUAAAUCUCUAGCUCUGCAGUUACAAAUUGAAUGAAGGGGUUUGUCUGGAAUAAUUUAUUUAUAUAAUGUUUGUGUUUUAUUAUAUAAGAUCAUAUAACAGCCACCUGCUUGCCAGUGUAUUUUGCAGUUCUAUUCUCCAAAUCCCAAAACAGUCAGUGUCAUGUAGUAAACCAUGCAUUUUUUUGCCAUUGAGAUCUCAGAUGUAAGCAACAAAACCCUCAAAAACAUCCUAUUUUGUAUGGCCAUUGAAUCACAAAACAAGGGGUAAUUAAAAGUAAUAAAAAUUAAUAAAUUAAUAAAUAGAAAUGUCUCAGUGAGCCUUGAUAGGCAGUAUGGUAAUAAGCUCACAAUUCUUUUAAGUCCUGCUGAGGCAAAUACAAGGUGUUUCUUUGACUAUAGUCGAUAUGAAAAACAAAUAACACCAAGCUAUUCUGCUAUGGUCAGCUCUGCUGAUGGUGUUGAGUCCUCAGUAUCAAGUAUAAUCUAUGCAACAGCAGUCCUCUGGGAGCUACACAAAAGACAGACAAAUUAUAAAGUCGGAGGCAAUAGUGAAAGCUCAGGCCUAGAGCAGAUUCUCUGGCCUAACAAUAAGGAUGUGAGGGACCUGAAAGAAAUUGGUGUAGUUUUAUACAAUUGCUGGAGCAAUACAGUCACUAAUAAUUCAUGACAUUCGCCUUUGUCUAAGACUUUCCACAUGUACACGCAAUCAAAGAAACUAACAUAAACAUUCCCAUAAAAAAGGCGAGUCAUCGUCUGAAAAGAUGAAUUGCACAGGUUUUGUGGUGAGCUGAAUAUUUCCAAAUACAUUCGAGUGCAGAAUUCUUGAACUUCUACCAAAAAAAUUGCUUUAGCAGAUAAUCUGAAAGCGAUAUCUGCCUUUAGACCAAAGUUUCAAGUAAAAUGGGUUUCUGUUAUCUCAGUACAAGGACAUAUUAAAAGUCUACAGGUUGUGGUAAAUAGAGAUUAAAUGAGUUAAAAAAAAAAAGAAGGAAAGCUUCUGUGAGAAAAAAAGUGAAACAAUUGCAAUACAGAACUCUCAACUUUAGAUUUUGCAAUUAAUUUAUUAUCAUAUCAUUAUCAUAACCUGUGAAGUCCAAUGUACACAGUGCAGAUGUAAUAAACCGAGGCUACGUCCACAUUAGAUUGAUUUGAAAACGCAUCUUUUUCCUGUAUGUUUAGUUUUUACAUUUCUUACUGAAAUUUUUUUUUGUCUAGCAAAGAUGGAGCAUUUUUUUUAAAUGCUCUCCCAACUGGAUAUUCAAUAACAAUGAAGUAUGUUAUUGAAUGAAGUCAAGACAAACAAGAUGGUGGACAAUGUUGUGUAGUUGUUGUUGUGCCUGCUAUUAAUUCUGAUAGCAUUGAAGUUUAAUGUCAAAUUGUACAACCUUCAGAUUGCAUUUUUUGUAAAGAAAAUGGAAAAUUAAUUUAAUGAGACGUAAAGUAAAAAGAUGGCUGAAGGAAAUGCUGCUGGCCAAAGCUUCUUUACAUGUAUGUCCAUGCCUGGUGUAGGGAUGUAAGCAUUUUUUUUUUAGACAUUUUGGUGUGGAUAAGCAGUAUUUAGAAAACGUUUGAAGACGUGUAGAUGGUGAGCGAUUGACAACCAAAAUGCACUUUUCAGAUCUAUCCAGAUUCAUGUGGACAUAGCCCUGAAACUGCAGCUUUAUACAUAAUAAAGACCAAUGUGUGUG
Silurus meridionalis is the source of this 4036-nucleotide messenger RNA. RefSeq names its product leucine-rich repeat-containing protein 10B. Lineage: Eukaryota; Metazoa; Chordata; Actinopteri; Siluriformes; Siluridae. The record is from RefSeq and is a predicted model, not a curated record. Gene Ontology annotation, molecular function: protein binding.